AUGUCAGCAAAUUUACAGACUAAACUUGAUUCUGCAUUCAAUGACAUUCUACGAACUGCCGGUUUCAUCUUUGAAAUCAUCAACAACAAUGAAAAGCAAAACCGACUAAUCACGGGACCAAACAACCAGCUUAUUCAACCUACGAUUAUCCAACAAUUGACUAACCAUAUAAACAAGUUUGAUGACAUUUUAGACGAAACGGUAUUUAAAUUCAAUGAUGCUAAAUGGUGUAUCGACACUAUGAUUGAGAAUAAACAAAAACAACAGGAGAUGAAAAUCAAAGAGGAAUUGGAAAGGCAAAGGAGAGAAGCAGAGGAAGCAAAGCGAUUGAAAGAAGAGGCCGAGGCAAAAAAGAAAGCUGAGGCUGAAGCAGCUGCAAAGGCUAAGCUUGAGGCAGAAGCUAGAGCCAAGGCAGAAGCUGAGGCAAAAGCUCAAGCAGAAAAGGAAAAAGCUGAAGCAGAGCGACUAAAGAAAGAAGAAGAGGAAAGAGAAGCGGCUCGAAGGGCAAAGGAAGAGAAAGAGGAGGAGGAAAGAAGGAACCGAGAAGCCAUUUCCCAGCAGCAACAACAACAACAGCAACAGCAGCAACAACAAGAUUUGGGACAAUCACUACAGUCGAACCAAUAUAAUAAUUUCGAUGACUUUAUUGGCUUUGACAUGAAUGACUUACAAGGAGUUGGAAACGAUGAUGGAAAUCAAAAUGACGACUUUUUAUCAUCAAUCAACUACAACGACUUGAAUCUAGAUAUGCCUAUGGGGAGUAGCGGCAUUGGAGGUAGCGGAGGCAAUGGUGGUGAAGCUGUGCAAAAUGGCGGAAACAAUGUUUUUGAUGACAUGGAUAUUGAUAAUGACAUGAAUUUUUCACAACAACAAACUGAUGAUUUGUUCAAAACGCCUGCGGAUGACCCUAUAUCCAAAACCACGGGCGAAGCUACAAGUUCUGGUGCUGGUGCUGGUGCCAAUGCCGGUGCAAAUGUUAGUAAUAAUAUCAAUAAUAAUAACAAUAAUAACAACAACAGCAGCAACAAUAGUAAUACAACCAACACCGCUGCCGCCAACAACAACAACAAUAACAAUAGUACCAAAAACAGUGAGCAAAAGAAUGGAGGAGGCCAACCUGCAGCUCAGAACGACAAUCUUGAAGAAAUGGACUUGGACAUGAAUAAUCUUUUGGGUAAUGAUGAGCUGAUCCUCGAUGGAUUAAACAUGAGCUUAUUGGAUGCCGGACUCGAAGGCGAGGACGAUUCUAGUAAUAUGAAUAUGAACCAAAUGGGUGAUGAGUUUGAUGUUGACAACUUUUUGAAUCAAUUUAGUAGUUAG
Lodderomyces elongisporus is the source of this 1320-nucleotide messenger RNA. It is a transcript of the gene CTA26, whose product is annotated as Cta26p. The transcript has a single exon. Gene Ontology annotation, cellular component: CAF-1 complex; nucleus. The coding region runs from base 1 to 1320 and encodes 439 amino acids. Gene Ontology annotation, biological process: nucleosome assembly. The record is from RefSeq and is a predicted model, not a curated record. NCBI's taxonomy places the organism in Eukaryota, Fungi, Ascomycota, Pichiomycetes, Serinales, Debaryomycetaceae.